AUGACUCAAGUGGCCGCGAUGAGCUGCCCAGAACGCGCAGCGCUGCUGCUGCUGCUGCUCGCCUCGCAGGCGCACGCACAGAGUUGCGAGGAAAGCUUCGACCUUCCGGUGACGGCUUUUGGCGGGCAGCUGGUGUACAACGCACCUUCGUCCACCUCUGAACUGGAGACGGCGGGCGCCGAGCUGCUCACCUUCUCCUGGCUCGAUGAUACCUUCACCACCCCCACCGUGCUAAGCGCCGAGCCUUCUGUGGACUACUUCACCAGGAACCUCUUCAACGCGACCACCAUGGACGUCUUAGUUGCUAAGGACCUGGCAGGCCUCACCGACUACAAGAGCCCCGGCGAUGACCAGACGGCCACGACGUUGAUUUUGGGCCUCGUCUUCGCAUACAUCGAUCCUCCGGCAGAAUACCAAGCGUGCACCUUGAAUUUGAACUUCCCCCUGAAAGACGAGAACACCUACACCCCCACCACCGAUAAGUCGCAGUACGAAGCAACCGUCAGGGAGGACUACCCUCUAGACCUGACCAUUCCUUACCUGCAGGUCAUCGUCGUGGACCUUGAUGGGUCGGAUCCCAACAACGUCCUCUCUGCCGUAUUCGACGAUGCGUGCCCACUCAUGAGCGACGCCCCUUCCUACAGCGCUGCCAACUCCGAGGUCGCCAUCACCUUCUCUCUCAGGCAGAAACUCGACUACGACACCAUGGACUCUCCUGAUGUCACGUGCAACCUGACCAUCGCGGAUGGAGGGCAGCCGUCCAGGGAGGCGAUCGUGACGAUCGUGUUGACAGUCACGAACUACGAGGACGAAGUGCCGGUGUUUGUGCGGCCCUUCUACAAAAGCACGCUCGAGUCGCAGCAGGAGAUCGGCGUCCCUCUCGAAAUUGAACCGUCAGCCAUUGAAGCCACUGAUGCUGACAAGGGUGCCGUCAUCACCUACAGCAUGGAAGUGGAUGACAUGGAUGAUCCUAACUGGAACGACUACUUCAUGAUCGACCCCAGCACGGCGCUUGUGACGCUCCAAACUGACAUACCAGAUGACAUGCUCGGCGUUAUCUCGGUUCAUUUCAUCGUGAGGGCAACUGAUGCGGGCAACAACCAAGACACUACCAUCUUGGAGAUCUUCCUUCCUGCGGCGCCGACAACAAGUACGACUUCCACUACCAUAACAACCCCAACCACUAUCACUUCUACUUCACCUUCUACUUCAUCAUCUACUUCUACAUCACCUAUGACAACUCCUACCACCACACCGUGUCCUACUUUCACUCCAACCACUGCAUCCAUGACUACAGUUUUUACAGAUACCACUGCAGCUUCUACGGACACUUCAAUAGCCACCACAUUUAUGACGGUCCCCAUGACGACAAGCUCUUGUCCUCCAUGCCCAACGACGAUGACAACGAUGUUCACAACGCACCCGAGUACGUCACCAACGACGUUCACCACAAACCCGAGUACGUCAACGACUACGCAAGAACAAACUACCGAAUCCCUGUCAUCUGAGACACAACUCACAUGUCAGCCUUGUACCACCAUCGUCCCUACCUGCCCCACGAUACCUGCGACCGAAGAUGGAUCGACUGCCUCCAGUGCUGCCUCCACUGCAUCUAGCGAUGCAUCCACUUCUCCCACAGAUGCUUCUACUGCUUCAAGUGGUGCUUCCACUGCCAAUACUGAUGCUUCAACUGCAUCUAGCGGUGCAUCUACUCCUACUGAUGCUUCUACUGCUCCUACAGAUGCUUCUACUGCUCCUACAGAUGCUUCUACUGCUCCUACAGAUGCUUCCACUGCAUCUAGCGGUGCAUCCACUGCUACUCCAAAUCCGACAACGCCCCCGCCAGACACGCCGUACAGGUUCGAGCUGAGCGACUACAACUUCCAGGUGUACAAUACCAGCAGCGUCGCCGGCGUCCUGCAGGUGGUGCGCACAGACGGCAACCCGCAGAGUCCCGACUCUGUCCUCUACGCCUGGGACGAAAGCGCCAGUAACGGCACGUCAUUCUUCCCCCUGAACCCCCAGACGGGGGUGGUGGGGGUCGACAACCCCCCCGAGGGCUACUACCACCUCGUCGCCACCGCCAUCGUCGACGAGGACUACCAGCGACCCGUCACGACGAGGGUGCACAUAGACGUGGUGAGGGCGCCGUCAUGUGAUGACGUGUUCAUGGCGGUUGGGGUGAUGAUGGUGGAGGUGAAGGAGGAUGCACCACGAGGCACCGUCAUCACCACAGUCACCGCACAGACCGCAGGAGAAAUUAACACCACAGUCACCACACAGACUCCAGAAGCACAGCACAGCUUCUGCAUCACGGAUGUUACGCCAUCACAGUAUAAAGACUGGUUCUCCAUGGACUCGGCGUCUGGGGACCUGACGCUCAACUCCACCGUGGACGCGGACGACAUGGAGCAGCGUCAGGUGGAAGUGCGGGUGAAGGCCCUGCAGGAAGGGGAGGAUUGCCCCACCAAACAAGGGGGGGACUUGACCAGGAGUGAGGCGCUGAUUCUUGUCAACAUCCUUGACGUGAACGACGAGGCCCCCGCUAUCGUGGGGCCCGCAGAAGGCAUCAUGACCCUCGGCUACCCCACCAAUGGGGCCCUGCAGCAGCUGGUGGGGCCUGUCACCACCAUCGUGGUCCAGGAUAAGGACACGUCGCAGGAAAGUCUGAAGUACACGCUGUCAGGCGCUGACGCCGCACACUUCCUGUUGGAGCCGAAGUCAGGCGACCUCUACAUCGCUGACGUCGCCGCCUGCGCUGCCUCCUGUCAGCUCAGCGUCAGCAUCAGCGACGGCGCCAACGACGAGGCCCGCCGCGACAUAACGGUGCGGCCUCUGGAGACGUCCAACGUGUACGAUGUCAUCGUGCCGUCGCUGGAUCCUGGAGAGGUGGAGGCGGCGCUGCAGGAUCUAUCGACGUCCUCUGGUAUGCAGCUGCAGCUCCUAUACUCCUCCGCCAAGCUUAGCGCUGCCCUGCUGGACGCUCCUAAUGGAGCUGCAGGCCGUUCAAGGAGAGGGAUGGAAGGUGGAGAUGGUGGAGAGGUUCAGCAGACCGUCCUCCUGCAGGAGGCUGUAGCGGAGACCUGGGUGACGGUGCUGCACAUUUACUCCUUCGACGACGCUGGCAAUUACAUCACGCUGGAGGACCUCAACAGCGCCCUACCAGCAGACACGAAGGCAUCGACUUUCACGGAGGAGGACACCUUCAAUCCACCAAAGGAGCAGGUGGAGACGUCAGUAGUGGGCUACCAGGUUGCGGUGGGCAUCCUGGGCGGGCUUCUAGCUCUCAUCUUGGUGGGGGCGAUCGUGGGCUUUGUCUUAUACCGUCGACGGCUGGACUCCAAACCCAACGGUGCCCCCAGCCUCAGCACGCUGGGUGCCACGUACCCCAAUCACGCCUUCAGCGCCGACCUCACAGGCGGAGACGACGCCUCAAGCACGUCCAGCGGCGACCACGUGGGCACGUCUCCUGGCAACGGCCACGUGGGCACGUCUCCUGGCAACGGCCACGUGGGCACGUCUCCUGGCAACGGCCAUGUGGGCACGUCUCCUGGCAACGGCAACGUCGUUCAGACGUCGCCGGACCAGGAUUAUGAAGAAGUUUUUGACGUCCGUCAAGACGUGCCUGACGUGCGCCCGACGUCGUUAUACGUGGCGCCCGCGACGGCCCCUGCCGGCCUGCGCAGGAUGGACCCUGGUCCGUCUCCAGAUGGGACGCCCAGCUCCCCUUACCUCACGGGGACGGAGGGAGACUUCGAGGCCUCACGCCCCGCGGUAGACGAGACCGUCCCCGCCUAUACGGCCUACCGGGGCAGUAGGGGCGACGUCAGCGAGGGUGCUCCAGCGUACGCUUCUGUUUACAAAAAGAACCCGCACUCCUCUGAUGGCAGUGACCCUACAGCCAAGUCAGAUGGCAGGUCGAAUGGCAAGUCAAGUAGCAAGUCAAAUGGCAGCACUAAAGUGACAUGGGACAGCGAGACGAAAACGAGAACCGCAAGCAGCAGCAGCAGCGGCGGCGGGUCGUCGCCGUACGCUGUGCCGGUCCGCGUCAAGAAGCAGCCGCCCGACCUGGCCUCCGUCGAGCCGUCCAAGCCCAUCAUGAAGAAGGUAACGACCACGACCACCGCUGAGGUGCAUCCCCAGCCGGAGGAGGCCGCCCCUGAGGGAAGCUCUUCUAGCACGAAGGCCGCCAAGGGAGGGAGCUUCUCUAACCUGCAGGCGUCGCCGACGAUGAAGAAGACCAAGAAGAAGACCAAGGCAGCGACGAGCGUCUCUUCGGAGGACGAGCCUAGCAAGACAAGCUUAAAACGUCGUAUGUUACGACCGUCGUNUCAACUGCCGUCAACUGCCGUCAACUGCCGUCAACUGCCGUCAACUGCCGUCAACUGCCGUCAACUGCCGUCAACUGCCGUCAACCGCCGUCAACUGCCGUCAACUGCCGUCAACUGCCAUCCAAACAACGGCUGGCAGCAGCAGAUGUUGAGUCUGCAGCUUUAA
Messenger RNA from Hyalella azteca, 4497 nucleotides. Its product is annotated as serine-rich adhesin for platelets. Gene Ontology annotation, biological process: homophilic cell-cell adhesion. The transcript is spliced from 25 exons. Lineage: Eukaryota; Metazoa; Arthropoda; Malacostraca; Amphipoda; Hyalellidae. Gene Ontology annotation, molecular function: calcium ion binding. The coding region runs from base 1 to 4497 and encodes 1498 amino acids. Gene Ontology annotation, cellular component: membrane. The record is from RefSeq and is a predicted model, not a curated record.